AUGGAAAACUCAAAUGAUGUAAGUAAGGAAGAGGUUAUGAAUACCUGUCAAAUUACUGAGUCGGUGGUCAUAAUUGAUGAACAGAAAAUAGGCUACUGCACAUAUGGUCAUGGAAAGUAUAGAAUGAUGUUUAUUUGUGGUGGAGUUGGUUGCUAUAAGAAGGAUUUUCCAGAAAAAGUACUGAAAGCUUUCAGUUCUGAUAAAUACACAAUCGUUUGCAUAGAUCCACCUGGCUAUGGCACCAGUCGUCCACCUGACAGGCAGCAAGAAAUAAAUCGUUGCAUGAAAGAUGCAUCAUUUUGUUUGAAACUUAUGAAGCAUUUAAAUUUGACACCAUUCUCAGUACUUGGAUGGAGUGAAGGAGCUCGAACUGCUAUCCAUGUUGCUGGACAAGGUAAAAAUCUUGUAAACAGUAUGGUCUUAUUAGCUGCGGGCACUCGUAUUGACUUACGAGGAUGUCGAGUUUUUCGAGGAAUGCGCAACACUGAGCAGUGGAUGCCAGAUGCUGUAGAAGUAUAUUUACAACACUAUCCUAAAGAAUUUGUUACUAAGCAGUGGGCUGAUUUGUGUGACGUCGUUCAGCAAGUUUACGAAUCAUUAGGCGGACGUUUUCCAUCGGAUUAUGUACUACCUAGUUUAAAAAUACCUGUGCUUGUUCUGAUCGGUGGCAUGGACAGAUUUUGUGUUGAUCCUAGCUAUUUUACAACUGUACUUUCUAACUGCAAAAUUCAAAAACACUCGUUAGGUGGUCAUGAUUUUCAUCUCAAAUAUCCACGCUGGUUUGCGGAUAAUGUUGCGGCAUUUCUUACAGAUCCCAAAAAUGAACUCUUUACUACAAAUUUUCAAUGA
Thelazia callipaeda (thelaziosis nematode) is the source of this 849-nucleotide messenger RNA. The record is from the annotation of a GenBank genome assembly. Lineage: Eukaryota; Metazoa; Nematoda; Chromadorea; Rhabditida; Thelaziidae.